Molecule: messenger RNA, 4334 nt
Organism: Zootoca vivipara (common lizard)
Lineage: Eukaryota; Metazoa; Chordata; Lepidosauria; Squamata; Lacertidae
Gene: MOGAT1
Product: monoacylglycerol O-acyltransferase 1
Biological process (GO): triglyceride biosynthetic process; diacylglycerol biosynthetic process
Cellular component (GO): endoplasmic reticulum membrane
Molecular function (GO): diacylglycerol O-acyltransferase activity
Source: RefSeq, a predicted model, not a curated record
UCGGCGGCGCGCCAUGAAGGUCGAGUUCGCCCCGCUCAACAUCCCCCUGGCGAGGAGGCUGCAGACGGCCGCCGUGUUUCAAUGGGUCUUCUCGUUCCUGCUGCUAGCACAGUGCUGCUGUGGAAUCUUCAUGAUCUUUGUGUUUGGAGAUUACUGGUUUAUCUCGGCUUUGUAUGCGCUCUGGCUCUACCUCGACUGGGAAACCCCCCAAACUGGGGGGCGAAGAUCCAAGUGGGUCAGAAGCUGGACUGUGUGGAGAUACUUUAAGGAAUACUUUCCAAUUCAGCUCAUAAAAACCUCGGAUUUGGAUCCAAGCCAGAACUACCUCUUUGGGUUUCAUCCUCAUGGCGUCCUUGUCGCUGGAGCUUUUGGAAACUUUUGCACAGAAUACACAGGUUUUAAGAAGUUAUUCCCUGGUCUGACUCCAUACCUACACAUCUUGCCUUUCUGGUUCAGGUGUCCUUUCUUCAGAGACUAUAUUAUGUGUGCCGGGCUGGUUUCAGCAUCCAAGAAGAGUGUGUCUCAUGUGCUCAGCCAUGAAGGUGGUGGAAAUGUUGCUGUGAUUGUAAUUGGAGGAGCAGAAGAGUCUUUAGAUGCCCGUCCUGGAAGCUUAACUCUUAGCAUCCUCAAAAGGAAGGGGUUCAUCAAGGUAGCUUUGAAACAUGGGGCUCAACUGGUCCCAGUGUUUUCUUUUGGGGAAAAUGAACUGUUCAAACAAGUUGCAAACCCAAAAGGAUCGAGGCUCAGAACAUUGCAAGAGAAACUGCAGAAGAUUAUGGGGUUUGCAUUGCCUUUGUUUCAUGGCAGAGGAAUCUUUCAAUAUAGCUUUGGAUUGAUGCCUUACAGGAAACCUGUUCACACUACUGUUGGGAACCCCAUUGCUGUGAAACAGAAUCUGAAUCCCACCGUUGAAGAAAUUAAUCAACUCCAUGAGAAAUAUCUGCAGGAACUCCAGGAGUUAUUUGACAAAAACAAAGAAAAGUACGGGAUAUCAGAGCAUGCAUCUCUCACAUUUACCUAAAUGCAGGUUCAAGUACAGGGAGAAUCUGAUUCAGAAGAGUUGCUUUCUGGUGAAAAGCAACCUUUUACUCCAUCCAACCCUUCUCUCCAACAGCUUACAAGAGUUACAAUCUUCCUGUGUAACUGGGUACAAUGUGACUAAUUUGCUUUAAAAAAAGAUUUGCAAUUCUCAGUGUUCUUGUAUUGUCUGGGACUGCAUUUUUAUUCAUUCUCUCAAUGGAUACCAUUCUGUAACAAAACAUUGCAAAUCUACAAAGAAUCCUAAUGCUUUUUAAUCUCGUGCUUUUUCCGAGACAGACUCAAUCUGUAAGCACAGAUAAUUGGUCUGUACUAUGUGAAGAGAGCGCUCAUGGAAUAAGUCGAGGGCUCCCAUGUCUUCAGUCUUGUUCCUCCAGGAAAUUUUUCCUACCUUUUGAAACAGGUAUGGAUUUUGCAGAGGUAUGCUCUUGCAGAGUUCAGUUAGUAUCAGAGUGGUUGCAGCAGAAAAAUUCAGAGCAGACUGUGCCUUUGGUUUGUUAGUUUUCUUGAAAGAGAAAUGUAUUGUGUUGACUGAAUGAUUUUAAAUGUUUUUGAUGAAUGCUCGUGUAUGGCUCGUUGCCUAGCUAUUGAUCUGUAUUAAUUAUGCAAUGCAAUAUGUGGCAUAUUAGGCGUUCCUAAGCUAUAUGGUAUUGUACUGUACUUGAAGUGAUUUAAUAAGCCAAAGAUACUCAUUUAGCAGGGACGGGAACUUUGUACUUUUGUAAUUGGUGUGUUUAUUUAGAAGAGUAGUGUGAUGAGACAAAAUUGAUGAUUCUCUGGGAAGUUUGUCCACAGCACCCCUCCCAAAUGAUAAUGCUAAUAGAGGAAGACAAACCGCUUUUGCUUCUAAAGGAGCCAUGCGUUGUGAUUUUUUCUGUUCAGAGCUCAUUCACCAAAGAGACAGGCGGGAAGAGGUGCAAUUAAUACUUUGCGAUGUAACUUCUUAAGCAUUAGAACUGUUGAAUAUUCUCUAGUUUUCAGGUUGAAAGCAACAAUUUCAGUGGGGCAGAAAUAUUUUGACAGAAAAAAGUAUUUGUAAACAAUUGCUCCCCUUUUCUGUUCUGUAUUAUUGUUUUCCCUGGAGGCAAGUGCUUUUGCACCAAUUUCCCCUCACUCUGCACUGCUAUCUUUCCUCAUUUAAGUCACAUAGUGAUUCCCUGAGUAAACAGGAUGACAUCAUUGCAGCCCAAGGACAAGGAACCUUUUUCAUCUCCAGGCCUGCAUUCACUCUGGGGGUCACAUGACAGUGGUGGAGAGGGCUAGAGCAAUGGAUGACAUUCAUUACCUUUCCACAGUAGGCUAAAUUUUACACUCACUCUUACACUCCUCUUGAUGCAAGCAAGGAGCAUUAGCCGAGUUCAAAGACACAUUCCAGCCAGGCAAAAACUCCAAGGAGGCUGCAAAGCAGUGCUGAUGAGGGCCAAGUGGGGUGGCUGUGGAAAGUCCCAAGAACAAGAUAAUAAAGGCCUCAAUGGCUGCAAUUGGCCCCCGGGUCCGAGAUUCCUUAUUCUUGUAACCAAUUAAAUACAGCAGUGUAUUGGAUGGUACUGGGAUCAAUUAAGAAAUAGGAUCAUGCUUCCUGGUUUAGUCACAUGAGUGACCCCAUCAAAUCCGCUUGAUUUUUUUUGUUCUUUCAAAAGCAUGUUUUUUUAGUAAUCAAAAAGCUUUUGGCAGAGGGGAAAUUAAGUCUAAGCAUUAUCAAUGGAAACCAUGAAAAAUGAGUUUGUGAAACAGGUCAGUCGGUAGAGCAUGAGACUCUUAAUCUCAGGGUUGUGGGUUCAAGCCCAACAUUGUGGUCCUUUCCAACUCUAUAGUUCUAUGAUUUGAAUGUGUACAGUUUCAGGCAUUUGUUCCACUGGAAGCAUUUGUCAGUUCAGAAUUGCACACACACACAAAACACAAAUAAAGAAAUAAAUUCUAAAUUCCUAAUUUAUAGUUGCUGCGAGUUGCACCAACUAACCAAGCAUGUAUCUAUAGUAGUUUUUCAUUUGAAUCGAGCCCCCAGACAACUGGAUCACGCUUUGGAGGCAUUGAGAUUAUUCCAGUGCAACUGAACAGCUGCUUGACAUGAGUGAUGUAAUGCAGGAACUUAAUUAAACAAGACUGGGGGGGGGGAUAAAGAGAUAAUGUGAAAAUUUGCCAAUAUUAUUUUCCUCUACAAACCACUCAUGCUUGAAGAGGGAGCUGGAAGUGGGGAGAAAAGAGCAUAUAUUGUCUGUUCCAGUCCUUUCCUUUUAGUUUCCGAUGAGAACGCUUGCCGAGGGAAACGCUAGCUAAGGCUGGACACCCUAGCAGCUGCUUUCCCUAUACAUAGGUUGGCUUGCUAUCAGCAUUUGCUUCAGUUCCCCCUUGAUACCACAUUCUUGGUUCUCAUGUCAUUCUCAGCACUGCUGGUUCACAAAAUUAUUCAAAGCUCAUUGCUUCCUCAUGCACCAGUUCACUUAAAAGGAGCUGUGUGAGAGAGGGGGGAGAGGUCAUGGGUCAUAGGUCAUGGGUCAUACAGCCACUGAUUGCCCUAAGACAUCAAUGAUGGUUGGCCCCACUGAGAUCGGCAGAACAGAAGGCAGGGAGUCUGACAGUAGGCAGAGGUAUAGCCAGAGUCAAUGGCAGGCAGAGCCAUCUCAUUCUAGUUUUGUGCCCAGUCUUCUGCUGAGUUUUACAAGGACAACAUGGGAAACUGAAGAGAAGGAAGCUGACACGUGGGAGUGGUUAAGGGCAGAUUGACAUUGGUGGGACAGUGUCCCGUUCAUUCUAAUGGACCCAUCUCUACUGCCCACACUUUCCCUUGAAACCCCCAAGGAAAAACAGUUCUCUUACCAUCUCCAAGCCCUCCCAGAAGAGAGUGGCCACUUACUAGAUAUGGCAGCGGUCUGACUUAGCAAAAGGCAACUUGCUAACUUCCAAGUGAAAGCAGUUCAGAGUGGGAGUGUUGCUUCCUAUACUAAUCACAUAGGUAAUCCUAGAAUCCUAGAGUUGGAAGAGACCACAGGGCCAUCCAGUCCAACCCCCUGCCGAGCAGGAAACACCAUCAAAGUAUUCUUGACAUAUGCCUGUCAAACCUCUGCUUAAAGACCUCCAAAGAAGGAGACUCCACCACACACCUUGGUAGCAAAUUCCAAUCAAGAAUAGCCCUUCAACAGGCCUUGCAGUGUGUUGAACAUUUUUUGCAAAAUACAUACACACAACCUGCUGUUUUCUGCUGCUCCAGCCUUGUUGCUGUAUUAUGGCUUUUUAAAAUACAGAUUGAUUAUUUUGUUGAACGGAAGCCUAAGAAGAAUAAAGCAUUUUGAUAUGAA